UUUUCCAAGAGGCCAAAAAGGAAGAAGAUAUUAUCUUCUACGUCUGCUUCUUUCGAGAGACCAUCACCUUAACUCUUCCAUGGCGUCUGCACCUUGGAGCUCCCCUCCUUCUCCUUCAUUCUAUGCCAACUCAAGAUCAGAGAAUCAGCUGACCAGUCCUGUCCCAGCACACGGAAUUCGUCCAGGAGACCCCGGCACCACCCAUCGUCAUCCUCCAACUACCACGUUUCGACUGGUGAAAGCUCAGGCUGCCAAGGGCGACGGGCGCACGAAACCGAAGAGCAUGAUUUGCACCGACUGCGACGGAAAUGGUGCGGUCAUGUGUUCUCAAUGUAAAGGCAGCGGCGUGAACUCGGAGGAUCUCUUCAAUGGACAGUUCAAAGCCGGCGACUCCUGUUGGCUCUGCGGAGGCAGGAAGCAUAUGCUGUGCGGAAACUGUAACGGGGCGGGAUUCAUCGGCGGUUUCAUGAGCACUUAUGACGAGUAGACAAAUCGAGUCGAGGCCGCAUCUGAUGAAUGAUGCUGCAUCCGCAAGCUCCGUCAGGCUCGAAACCGAAAGCUGAUUCAAGGUGUUACGAGGAUGGAUCUUUCCUGGCAAUGUGUGGCUUACGAAUGUGUAGAUUUAGCUGUUUUCCUUUUACUAGUCAAGUUCUAAAAUGACAUAUGGAAUGCAUUCCAAACGAAGCACACCGAUACCUGCAAUCGACAGCUUUUUUUCCACA
Eucalyptus grandis is the source of this 722-nucleotide messenger RNA. RefSeq names its product protein BUNDLE SHEATH DEFECTIVE 2, chloroplastic. The transcript is spliced from 5 exons. The record is from RefSeq and is a predicted model, not a curated record. Gene Ontology annotation, molecular function: protein folding chaperone. Gene Ontology annotation, cellular component: protein folding chaperone complex; chloroplast stroma. NCBI's taxonomy places the organism in Eukaryota, Viridiplantae, Streptophyta, Magnoliopsida, Myrtales, Myrtaceae. Bases 80 to 487 code for a protein of 135 amino acids.